Messenger RNA from Eurytemora carolleeae, 3876 nucleotides. RefSeq lists its product as uncharacterized. Gene Ontology annotation, molecular function: protein tyrosine phosphatase activity. The record is from RefSeq and is a predicted model, not a curated record. The transcript has 27 exons. The coding region runs from base 528 to 3680 and encodes 1050 amino acids. Lineage: Eukaryota; Metazoa; Arthropoda; Copepoda; Calanoida; Temoridae.
UAUCUAAAUGAUUUGUUUGAUAUGAAAUAGAUUUUUUUUCGAUCCGAGUUGUUUGUUGCAACUUUCUCAAUUUGUAUAGACUCUACGUCCGACUCAUACGUUAUUCGGUACAAGUCGUUUUUUAAUAAUUUUCUCCAAACAGACGCAACAUAUGGAAGUAAGAUUAGCAUCGAUCAAAAGCGAUUAUUUUUCGCCGUAAGCCUUUAACCCCUUUUAUUUUUCGCAACACUCCCUUUUUAAGGUGAAGUUUUAUCCUGUUUAUAUCUUCAAAACAAUUAGAAAUAAUAGUGAUCAUUUUCUAAGACAAAAUAUGGAUAGAUACAGAAUUUUAUUAUUUUUGGCAAAAAAAGGUCUGGUUGUAGAUUAAAAAUGAUUUUCUAAAGAAUUUUAAUUUCAUCCAUUUUUUUAUUACAUUAAAAUUGUCCUUAAAAAGAAGUAUGACUCUAGUAUUGACACAUUGAGUCUGAGUCUACGGGUAUAUUUGAAUCCUUGAUGUAACUUGGGUUCCCAGGACUCCAGGGGUAAAAAUGGUUACCCUGGUUAACCUUGGACCAAGAGAGAUGGUUCUCCUUCUUCUGCUUCUAGUUCUUUCUUGGAAACCUGAACCAGCACAUGCAGGUGUAAUGAUUAUGAAGUGCUCGUCAAAAUAUGAACUAGUGGGAGGAACGAAGUGCUUUAUGACGACAUCGUUCCAAACCUCUAGAAAUUAUGACCAAACAAUUAAACAGUGUAACACUGAUGCUGAAGAGAAUGGAUACCUGGCUCACAUCAAGGAUACAGAUUUACCAUCUCUAGUAGAAUGGUUAAAAACUAAACAUCAGGGAACAACAACUCAGAAGAUGUUCUGGCUCGGAGUAAAGUGGGAUGCUCAAAAAAGUCAGUUCAUAUCUGAGAAGACUGGAGAGGAAUCAAGUUUAUCGUAUUUUGAGAGUCGUCAUCCUGUAGAGGGAACUUGUCUUAUUCUUUCUACAGUCGAUUGGAAGGUUACCAACAUACCGUGUGAAAAUACAAAGGAGGAAAAUUUAGUCGAAUACCAGCUUUGUCAAGGAAUAGUCACUGGUUCUGUUGUCACAAAUACAGUAUGCCCCAAAAAUUAUGAAAUAGCUGGGAAAACCUGUUAUCUUAUUCCUGGAGAAGAUAAGCAGAAUUAUGAUGAUGCUAAGAAAAAUUGUAAAAAGUAUGAAAACGGAGUUCUGCCAGUGGUAUCAAAGGAUAGUUUGCCUGUUCUUGAGGACUGGCUGAAAAAACAGGACAAAUAUAAGGAACAUUUUUGGUGGCUAGGGAUAAAAUACAAUGACACAGAACAAGCGUUUUUGAUUGAGGAUACAACCCGGGUAACCGAUCUAGAGAUUGAUAUGACAAAUCCAUCGGAUACCUGUUUAAUUAUUCGGAUUCGCUAUUCAAGUUCAAGCUUGAAUGUAUGGAAAAUUGGUUGUGAUAAAAAGGAAUUUUACUCUGAUAAGCAGCAAGUGCUGUGUGAAGCGGUCCCAAUUAUAAAUGCUACCACAGUGAAAAAGAUGUCCUCUCUCCAUUGUGCUGAAAAAGUGUCUGAUAUUGAUAACUUCUGCUACCAUCAUGUGGAUGCUGUGUGUGGUUCUGGAUGUGAUUUUAAAUCAGCUGAGCAGAUUUGUGAUUACGUAGAAGGAAAUACCAUCGAACUAAGACCUAGCGGAAAUGGCGCCACUAUCGAUUCUAUUUUAAAAGUCAAAUCUGAAACUCCAUUUUGGAUUGAUCUGAAGGCGGAUGUAAAGCAAAGGCGGUUUAUUUGGAACUCUGAUGGCGCCUACUUGAAACCAGAGCUAAAUGAUCCUCUUUGGAAACAAGAUCCGGUUAAAGAAAACUCCUGUGUAGUCAUGUUUAAAGGAGAAUUAAAGGUUGUUCUGUGUACUGCAACGCAGGUGGAUGGGACUUCAGUAUCAGCUGUUUGCCAGAAACGUGUCACGUGUAAAAUUACUGGUUCAGUCGAUGGAACAGUAAUAGAAACUAAAGAACUGGAUUGUAGUAAAGCAUGGACAGAUUGUCAGAGGGAAUGUGAAUCUAAGAUUGGUUGCACACACUGGACAUUCGAGGAUCGGGAGAACGAUCAAAAUAAAAAAUCUUGUAUUCUUUACAAGGAAUUUACUUCCUAUAUUCUUGGUAAUGAUUACAAGCUUACAAGUGGGGCAGUAUUUUGUAUAAAACAAGCUGGCUGUACUCCUGCUGAUCCUUAUAUCAUCAAGAGUCUGGAAGAAGAAGGGUUGUCUAAUCAAGCGAAAAAUUUUCUCUUUGUAUCAAGCUGUCAGGCUCCAGAGUAUUGGCUUGCACCACAGACUUCAACCGUAGAUCCGUAUUUUGUUCUGGAUUAUUCGUGUCAAAGAAACGUUGGAAACAUUAUUAUGAAGAUAAUUAAGGAAGCUCCAGGACCCUUCAAAGUUAAUUUUGAGCUGUCUACUGAUCUGAGAACUUGGACGGAUAUGGGGAAUAUAGAUCUUACAGACACAGAGACAGAGAACUGCAAGAUGGGUUUGAUAAAAGGCAUUUUGUCUGGUGCAAAAUUUCGAUAUUUGAAGUUGACCGCAAAAAGACCUCAAGAUUCUUCGCGACUAGGACUUGAGAGUUUCAGAAUGCUCUCGUUGAAUUUAGAUGAUUGCUCUAAUGAUAACAUAGAUCUGAUUGGAAAGAUUGAUUCUUCAAAAGUUCCAGAUUUAGAAUCAGAUAGAAGCUGCUCGGAGCAUUGCUGGAUCAAUACAACGUGUCAUGCUUGGUCCUUUAACGAGACUAGCAAGGAGUGUUCACUGAUGUCUGGGUUUCAAGAUACGGAAAGAAAGAAUUCAAUAAAAUCAGGACUUAGUUGCUUAGCCCCUCCAGUUUGUGGGCCGGGAUUCAUCCUGAACCACGGAACUAUUUCUAAUGUUCUUCCUCCAACAGAAGAGAGAGUUCAGGAAUCCUUUGUCUGUGGAAGAAAAUGUAAAGAAGAUACAAAAUGUAUAGGAUAUAUUUAUGAUUUUAAGCAAAAAACUUGUUUUUUUUUCACUGAUGGAACUAACGGUGGAACAGGAAAUGAUGUAGUUUCUACGACAAAGGUUCAAUGUUCAAUUGUUCCAUCAACAGAUGUAACUGUAGAAACGCCAGCUAAAGUGGCAACAACUACAACAGCUACAACAACUACAGCAGCUACAACAACUACAACAGCUAUAAAAACUACAGCAGCUACAACAACUACAACAGCUACAACAACUACAGCAGCUACAACAACUACAAUAACUACAACAGCUACAACAACUACAGCAGCUACAACAACUACAACAGCUACAACAACUACAGCAGCUACAACAACUACAAUAACUACAACAGCUACAACAACUAUAGCAGCUACAACAACUGCAACAGCUACAACAACUACAGCAGCUACAACAACUACAACAGCUACAACAACUACAGCAGCUACAACAACUACAAUAACUACAACAGCUACAAGUGCAACAUCCAUAACAACUACAACAGCUACGACAACUACAGCAGCUACAACAACAACAACUGUAAGAAAGUCUAGAUGUUUGUUUUAUUCGAUGAUGCUGGUUGGAGGGAAAGGUUUGAGUGCAUCUGUUCCUAUUCUGAUGAUUUCUCCAGGUUUGCUGUUCUACCAACCAGUUUCAUUCUUGGCGGCCAUCUUGUGCAGGUUAUUUCAAGAUGUCCUGUAGAAUUACUCUGUGUCCUAUGCAUUGCAGAAGCAAACUUUCUCGCAUUUUAUUCAAAAUCCAGAUUGAAAGAAGUGUGAAGAUCAGUCAUGGUUCCAUGUUCCCCAUCUUCAUUCACGUUAAGUUUGGUGUGACCUGUUUGCCAACAAUAUGGUUGGGCCUGGUUUAACAUUGGUAGAAAGUUUGGUUUACCAAUUCC